This is a messenger RNA of Elaeis guineensis (African oil palm), 1618 nucleotides long. Its product is annotated as U-box domain-containing protein 27. The record is from RefSeq and is a predicted model, not a curated record. Gene Ontology annotation, biological process: protein ubiquitination. Lineage: Eukaryota; Viridiplantae; Streptophyta; Magnoliopsida; Arecales; Arecaceae. Gene Ontology annotation, molecular function: ubiquitin protein ligase activity.
CUCUCUGCCCGCUUUGCACAACUUGCUUUGUGUACUCGUAGAAAUAGAAGAAGAUAUAAAUAAGCAAAGGAUGGGUUGCCAGAACGUGGAAGGAAGAAGAGAAGGGAAAUGGGGAGGAAGGAGGAGAGGCUACGAGUAGCAUUGGAGGUGAAGAUACCGAGCUAUUUCCGGUGUCCGAUAUCGCUGGACGUGAUGAAGUCUCCGGUGAGCCUAUGCACCGGGGUCACCUACGAUCGCACCUCCAUCCAGCGCUGGCUGGACUCCGGCAACAACACGUGUCCGGCAACCAGGCAGCCCCUCCCUUCCACCGACCUCGUCCCCAACCUCACCCUCCGGCGACUCAUCCACCUCUGGUCCUCCUCCUCCUCCGCCGACGUCGCCGUCCCCCACCGCCUCCGCGGCGGAGACAUCCUCGGCGAGCUCCGCGCCGCUUCCGCGGAUCCCGUCCCGGCCCUCCGGAGGCUCGCCGAUUUCUUCUCCGAUGACGAGAACGACGAAUUCGGGAAGAAUAAUCUCGUCGAUGCCGGUGGUUGCGCCGCCGUUGUCGUCUCCAUUCUUGUAAAGAAGAAGAACGAGGACGAUGACGGAUUUUUGGAGACGUUGGAGUUGGCGAUCAGGGUUCUUGCUUUGAUAUUGACCUCCGAUUUCAUCGAAGAGGGAAACAAGAAGAUCGCGAUCUCCGCCCUCAUUUCAGAUCUCAACGGAUCGGUUUCCGCUUUGGUUUCCGUGCUGAAGAACGGAAGUAGCCUCGAAUCGCGGAUCGACGCGGCCAGGGUGCUUGAAUCGAUCAUUGGAUCGCCGGAGACGAAGCCUGCGAUCGCCGAGAAGGAGGAGGUGAUCGCGGAGCUGAUCCGGCUGAUCGGGCCGUCGGAUGAUAAAGGGACGAUGGAUCGGAGGGCGGUGGAGGUGGGGCUGGGGUGCCUGGCCGGGAUCGCGGGGGUAAGGCGGGCGAGGGCGCGGAUGGUGCGGCUCGGGGUGGUGGCGGCGGUGACGAGAGUGCUGGCGGCGGAUGCGGAAUUGGCGUCGACGGCAGCGGAGAGGGCGAUGCGGGUGAUGGAGGCGGCGGCGGGGUGCGCGGAGGGCCGGGCGGCGAUCUGCGACGCGGCGGAGGAGAGCGUAGGAGCGGUGGUGGGGCGGAUUAUGAAGGCCGGGAGGGAAGGGGCGGAGGCGGCGGUGGCGGUGUUGUGGAUGGUGUGCCACUACUUCGGGGACCGCCGGGCGGUGGACGCGGUGGCGGCGGCUGAGGGCGGGCUGACGAAGAUAUUGCUGUUGAUGCAGAGCGGGUGCUCGAUGGCGACGAGGCAGAUGGCGGCAGAUUUGCUCAAGAUUUUCAGAGUGAAUUCUAAGAGUUGUCUUGCGGGAUAUGAUACCAAGACUACCCACAUCAUGCCCUUCUAGACGUUGAUUCAGAGAAGAUCUUCUCUCCCCCCACACCCACCAAAAAGAAAAAAAACAGAGGAUUUUUUGUAGAUGGAUAGAGAUUUUUGAAUUUUGAUUAAUCAAAUGAGAUAGAAAGAAAUGGAGGAUCCUCUCAUUCCAUUUUGCUGACAAAUUUCAUAAUUUUCCCUUGUUUUCACAGUAAUGGAAAAAAAAAUUUUGUUUUCUUUUUCUCUAUCAA